AUGCAUCCUGUGGCUCUCACAUGCGAUAUUGUCAAAAUGUACCUCCAAACAAUGGUACACCCACCUCAUCGGGACUUUCAAAGAUUUAUUUGGAGGAAAUCAUCGGAGGAUAAAUUGAUGGACAUGAGAUUUCGCACAGCGUGUUUUGGAGUGGCAUCCUCUCCCUAUCUUGCGACUCGCGCCUUGAACCAAUUGGCAAAUGAUGAGGGGGAAAAAUAUAAAUCAGCAGCUCAGGUUAUCAAAAACAACUCCUAUGUAGAUGAUUGUUUGGUUUCUGCCCCCACUGAAAGGGAUAUUUUCCAAAUUUGUGAAGAGCUUGUUGGAAUUUUGAAACUUGCUGGAAUGGAACUGUCUAAGUUCAAUUCAAAUGCCAGAUUUCUGUUGUCCGACACCUCAGACCCUGAUGUUCCAAUUGAUGAUCACACCACCAAGACAUUAGGAAUGAUUUGGAGCCCUAGAGCAGACACCUUCCGAUUUAGAGUUAACUUGGAUUCGGAGAAUGAUACCGUUACAAAAAGGAGAAUACUUUCUGUCAUAGCACGAAUCUUUGAUCCCUUGGGUCUAUUAGGACCUCUGAAUACUAGUGCCAAGUUGAUCAUGCAACAAACCUGGAGAAUUGCUUUGGAUUGGGAUGCAGAAAUCUCUGAUGAAUAUCUAGAUGAAUCCAGCUAUCCUUUACGUAAUAGAUGGCUUCUGUAUGUCAAGGAUUUGAAAACCAUAGAGAGUAUGCGGAUUCCAAGAUGGAUUUCUAAUAUUCAAUUCCCCAUUCAUUUGGAGCUUCACGGAUUUAGUGAUGCCAGUGGAGUGGCAUACGGAGCUGCUGUAUAUGUGGUGUCUGAGGAUUCGUCGGGAAAUCGAUCGGCAAGUCUCAUGACCUCAAAAUCUAAGCUUUGUCCCUUCAAGAACGGUGUCCGAACAUUGACCAUUCCAAAAGCAGAGUUGUGUGCAGCCGUCCUUGUUGUGAAGUUGGUGAGCAGUGUUUCUGCAUCCUUAGAUGUCCAUGAGGUUCGCUUUUGGGUUGAUGCUACGAUUGUGCUCCACCAAGUUUAUGCUCCUCUUGCUAAGAGAGAGCUGUUUGUGAAAAACAGGAUUACAGAAAUUCUUAAAUUGAGUGUCCCUGAACAGUGGAGACAUGUACCUGGAAAGGACAACCCAGCUGACCUCAUCUCCCGUGGAACUACCUCUUCCCAACUUAUUGAUUGCUCACUGUGGUGGAAUGGUCCAAGAUGGUUAGAGAAGUCUCAAGAAUUUUGGCCUCAGCCAUUUGAUCCAUCAUGUGCGAUAGUGAAAAGUGGAUUAAUAUCUUCCCACAAGGACCCUAACAAGGAGAAGGGUGGAUAUCUGGAUAUUUGUGAACAAUUAUCCAUGCAUUUUAGCAAAUUUUCGGAGAUGAAAACAAUUUUAGCAAGGUGCAUGGCCAUCUUCAAGUUUUGGGUGAACUUGCCGAAGCGAAACACGCGUCAGAGGGAACGACCAUCUCUUUGCCCUUCAGUCGAACUAAUUCGGAAGGCUGAGAUCAUGUUGAUUCAGUGGUAUCAGAUGUUGCACUUAGAGAGUUGUUUUGCUGCCAUUCAAAAUAAUUCAAUGGACUCAGUAACUCAUCUGAAGUCGCUACGAAAGCUACGACCAUUCAUUGACAGUGAUGGGCUAUUGAGGGUUGGAGGUAGACUCCAACUGUUGGACGAUGGUACGGAUGUCAAGCACCCAAUAUUUUUACCUAAGGGUACCCUGGCAAAUGCAAUCAUCAUUGAGGAGCAUGAACGUAUGCUUCAUGCGGGCCCGAUGUUACUACUCUCUACGAUUCGACAACGAUAUUGGCCACUCAAUGGGAGAAAUGCUACGAGGCAAGUCGUGAGAAAUUGUGUAAGGUGCACCAGAGCAAAUCCUCAAAUAGAAACUCAGCUCAUGGGAAAUCUUCCACAGCAUCGUAUCUCCCAUAUUCGUGCAUUCAAGACUGUCGGGGUCGACUUUGCUGGACCAUUGUUGAUUCGCAGAGGGGUGAGACGGGACUCAACUGAUAAAGCAUACGUAGCUGUUUUCGUGUGCAUGUCUGUGAAGGCAGUACAUCUAGAACUUGUCUCAUCUCUCAGUACUGACGCAUUUCUGGCAUGUUUGCGGAGAUUCAUUGCUCGCAGAGGUAUUCCAUCACAUAUAUAUCCGGACAACGGAAGAAACUUUCUCGGAGCGAGUAGCGAGAUUAGGAGAUUGUUUGGGUCUGAUGAGUUUAAGGAGAGGGUUUUUAACAAUUGCACACAGCUCAACAUUGAGUGGAAAUUUCAGCCUCCCAAAGCUCCACACCAUGGUGGACUCUGGGAGGCAGCAGUAAAGUCAUUCAAGUUCCAUCUCAAAAGGAUUGUCGGUGGAGUCAUUCUCAACUUCGAAGAACUGACCACAAUUUUGGCACAGAUUGAAGCUGUUUUGAACAGUAGACCACUAACUCCAAUUUCAGAGAAUGUUGAAGAUUUGAGUGUUUUGACUCCUGGCAUGUUUCUUAUUGGAGAGCCUCCUUGCCAGCUUCCGGAACCUGAUUUAACUCAGGAGAACAUAGGAUCCUUGAAAAGAUGGAGAGUUCUACAAAAACUGACUCAGGAUUUGUCUCGUCGUUGGAAGGUUGAAUACCUACACACACUCCAA
Phlebotomus papatasi is the source of this 2634-nucleotide messenger RNA. RefSeq lists its product as uncharacterized. The transcript has a single exon. Gene Ontology annotation, molecular function: nucleic acid binding. The annotation marks the transcript as partial. The record is from RefSeq and is a predicted model, not a curated record. Lineage: Eukaryota; Metazoa; Arthropoda; Insecta; Diptera; Psychodidae. Gene Ontology annotation, biological process: DNA integration.